Molecule: messenger RNA, 1419 nt
Organism: Kwoniella mangroviensis CBS 8507
Lineage: Eukaryota; Fungi; Basidiomycota; Tremellomycetes; Tremellales; Cryptococcaceae
Exons: 6
Coding region: 1-1419 (472 amino acids)
Source: RefSeq, a predicted model, not a curated record
AUGGAAUCAUAUCGACGAAUUGUCAGAACUCACGGUAACGCUUCUUUCACCAUUCACGAUAAAACUCGUUUAUGUGUUCAAGCAGCCGAGAUGAUCCCACUCAAUGUGGGCGAUAUGUUCGAAUUGGGUUGUCUCCUUAGGCACCUCUUCAAUCAAUACCCUCUUCUUCGAGGAUAUUAUUGGUCUAAAACCGGUGGCAAGGAUACAACGCACGGAAUGAAGAUUUUUCUCGAGACCAAGGCCGACCGACUUCUUGCAAAAGGUGGAGUCGUGUACAAUACCCUUGUCGCUCAUCAUUUCGACCCAACAGUACUGUGCUACCCUGUAGGCAGAAAUGACGAUGGCAAGGCGACUCCACGAUAUAUAACGAUACAAGCGUGCGUGGCCGUAAUGGAAUGGUCGAUACGAUAUAAGGAGGAACUGGACAAUGCAGCAAAGGACAAUCGACUACCAAAGUUAGUCUGGUCAGUGAAAGGGAAAGCGGAAGAUCUGGAUAACGUAGUGCUGCUCCCCCACCAUAUGCACAAAUACGUUACUCUCCAACUCUACCCCUCCUUUUCCAAGAUGCCUGUCGCCAAAAAGAAUCAACACUUUUCACUCGUUCUCCAGGAUCUAAAUAAUUUGGUUAUCUGGGACUCGGAUAGAACCAAUCGGAAGAAAGUGAUGGUUGAAUUCUACCCCGUUGGCAUACCAGGUGACUCCAACUCAACUCAACAUCCAGUGAUUGUGUGGAGACACAUGAACACGUUAGUCGAUCCCUCGCAAUAUAACCCCUCGACCAGUUUCGGGAAAUUUGAUCGUUCGGCUCAACCAGACUGGGAAAGCUUACUAUGUACAGAGUACAAGAAGGCCAUAAAGUCUCGGAUUACGAGGGUAAACAAGCUUGAACAAGGGCUACAGUCCUCUACGUCGUCCCAACCUCCAGCAUCGAAUCAGAUCGCCAACAUUCCUGGCCAUCCAGUUCCACCGGUUUCACCUGCUCCUUUCGCAUCUUCGUCGACCUGGAAGCCUGGAAAAACCGCUAAAGUGGCUGCACCACCACGCGAAACAACUCCUGAGGCGUUGCACGAAGUCCCUCUUAAUGCAGACACUACCGAUACACCCAGGAAGACAGACCGGAAAGGCAAGGGGAAGAUGAUUGACUCACCGUCCGAUGAGAACGAUACCUGCAGUGACCGCAAAGGAAAGGGCAAGAUGGUCGACCCAUUAGUCAAGCCAGGAAGAAGGCUCAGAUCUUCUCUUUCGGGAUUGAGAGGAAUCGACAUCCCAUUCGAGCAACCUGAUCCCACGACUACGGCAAACAGCAUGACCAACCCGAUCGAAAUCCCUGACUCAGACGAUGAACAACCUGGUCCGUCCAAGAAAAGGAAAUUUCGAAAACCGCUCAUGAUCUUGGACUCCGAUGAUGAUGGCGAUUGA